Molecule: messenger RNA, 783 nt
Organism: Eimeria necatrix
Lineage: Eukaryota; Apicomplexa; Conoidasida; Eucoccidiorida; Eimeriidae
Product: 40S ribosomal protein S3A, putative
Exons: 4
Coding region: 1-783 (260 amino acids)
Biological process (GO): translation
Cellular component (GO): cytosol; ribosome
Molecular function (GO): structural constituent of ribosome
Source: RefSeq, a predicted model, not a curated record
AUGGCAAUCGGCAAGAACAAGCGCAUGAGCAAGGGCAAGAAGGGAGGGAAGAAGAAAAUUGGGGACCCUUUCCUCAAGAAGGAGUGGUAUGAUCUGAAGGCUCCAUCUCUCUUUCAGCAGCGCAGUUUCGGCAAGACUCUUGUAACGAAAUCUGCUGGGACCAAGUUGGCUGUGGAUUCUCUUCGCGGACGCGUGUACGAAGUGAACCUUGCAGACCUAAAUCUCGAUGAAGAUCAAGGUUUCAGAAAGAUCAAGCUACAGUGCGAAGAGAUCCAGGGACGAAACUGCCUGACAGACUUCCACGGCAUGAAUAUUACGAGGGAUAAGCUGUGCUCUCUCAUACGCAAAUGGCAUUCGCUCAUCGAAGCUUUCGUAGAUGUUCAAACAGUUGAUGGGUACACACUCCGCAUGUUUUGCAUUGCCUUCACCGAACGCCGACCCAAUCAAAUCAAGAGCACGUGCUAUGCGAGAUCUUCUCAAAUCCGUGCAAUCCGCAAGAAGAUGGUGAGCAUAAUGGCUGCGGAGGCUUCCAAAUGCCAGCUUCGAGAUCUGGUUAAAAAGUUUAUCCCUGAGUCGAUCGGCAAGAGCAUCGAAGCCGCCUGCCGAAGUAUCUUCCCCCUUCAGAACGUCCUCAUACGCAAAGUGAAGGUCAUCAAGAAGCCUAAGUUCGAUCUUACCAAGCUCAUGGAACUUCAUGGUGAGACAAGUGAAGACGUGGGUAAGAAGGUUGCCACGGAAUCGGCUGCCGCACAGAAUACCCUAAGCGCCGAGGUCAAGGCCUAA